Molecule: messenger RNA, 2484 nt
Organism: Moneuplotes crassus
Lineage: Eukaryota; Ciliophora; Spirotrichea; Euplotida; Euplotidae
Source: the annotation of a GenBank genome assembly
AUGUCCAAACAAAUUGUGAUUAACUCUGGAUCCAUAAUCAGGAGAAUUCCAGACGGCCCAUAUAACGAAAGCUGGGAAAUUGAAAGCAAAGUGUAUGCUCAGACCAUCGUCUCCUUAGACCUUUCCAACUGACGUGGAGUGACAGUCCUAGGAUUUGAAGGCCAAAUGAGAGCUGAAGCAUUUGUCGGCCCACAAGAGACUAAAGAGAUCUUUUAUAUAGUAAGAGAGCCUCCUUUCAGAUUCGCAGCUGAUAUCUCCUUUGAAGAAGUUCCUUUGUCACAUCAUGAGCAAGAUUUGUACAAUGAGCCUAUCGUGAAAGAAGUCGGAGACAAUAUCCAAAAAAUGAAAGACUGACUUGGAGGAGUUGCCUUCGAAGUCCUUGAAGAAGAAGAUCUCAAGAACAAAAUAAAAGAGGCAGGAUUUGAUCACUUCGUUGACUUCAGCUUCCCUCCUGAUGAAUCAAGUAUCUGGAGCCCUGAAUUAGAAGGUUCAUAUCCACUAAAGGAGAAGCCUGUGUGGAAGAGACCUCAUCAGUUUAUGAGCAAAACUCCAUCUCUAUUUGAAGGUGGAAUUGAUCCAAAUGAUAUCAACCAAGGAGCGCUAGGAGAUUGAUGGUUCUUGGCUGCUCUAGCAUCAAUUGCUGAAAACCCAGCUCUAGUAAGAAGACUUUUCAUUACAAAAGAAUAUAACGAGGAAGGUAUCUACAAGUUAAAGAUUUGUAAAAAUGGAGAAUGGGUCACAGUAAUCGUAGACGAUUACAUCCCAUGCUUCAUUAAUGGAGGUCCAAUGUUUGCAAGGAAUAAAGGAGAUGAGCUCUGGGUGAUUCUCCUAGAGAAGGCAUAUGCUAAACUACAUGGAGACUACUGUCAACUUAGAAGUGGAAUCCUUGCUCAUGGAAUGGGCGAUCUUACAGGCUGCCCUAUUGAUCACAAUUCAUUCCCUGAAGAUAGGCAUACUUUUUACCUUAUUGAAGAUUUUGCACAGGACUUAUGGGGGAAACUUGAGGUCGCAGACAUCAAAGGAUACAUCAUGUGAGCUUCUACCCCUGGAGUUGACAUGUACACUGAAGGUGGAGGCCCAAACCAAGACAAAGGAAUUGUUCCUGGCCAUGCUUACUCAGUCAUUGCAGUAAAAUCAUAUCAUGGAAUCCAACUCUUAGAGAUCAGAAACCCAUGGGGAGAGUUCGAAUGGGGAGGAGCUUGGUCAGAUAACUCUAGUGAAUGGACUCCUGAGCUUAUUGAGGUGUUUAAGCCCAACUUUGAUUCACAAGAUGGAACCUUCUGGAUGAGCUAUCAAGAUUUCUUCAAAUAUUUCAAUGCAGUAACCAUUUGUAAAGUGAAUAACUGGGAUGAAUUAAGAUUGAGAGGAAAGUUCUUGAGAUUAUGGGAGAAUGAAGAUCCUGACGAAGAUUGGGUUCUCUCAAAGUUCUACUACUCUUUCAGGCUUUCUGAGCAAACAGAGCUAAAUAUCGGACUUCACCAAGAAGAUGAAAGAUGUAUGAGAGGAAGGCAAAAAGAGAUGGCUAAAAGUGGGUCAUCUCAUAUCUCUUCAAAGUCUUUCUACCUAGAUCUCCAUAUUAUUAUACUCAAAAGGAACAAUAAUGGAUCGAUUACUCUCGUUCAUGAGUCUGAGAGUGAUUUAGAUAGAGAAGUUUACACAAGCGUCACUCUGAAGCCGGGCCAUUACAUUGUAAUCCCAAGAACUUCAGGCGGAAGUUUAAAUGCUGUUGAAAGUGACUCUUCUUCUCAUUACUCUUACCAUGUCCCUUAUGGCAAUGGUGAAAGGCUCCACACAUACAUGAACUCCAUCUUCGGAGAUAUUUUCUCUAAAAUGGAUCUACAACUGAAUGGACAGCUAUCAGCUCAGGAGCUAAACCAGUUUGGAGAAAUCAUUGAUGACGAUGAGUUAAAGUCAAUAAAAAUGGCUGAUUUCUUCAGUGAAAAAUUCUGGAACUUCUCUUGUGACGAAAAUGGGUUUACCAAGUACGGAUUCAUCCAAUAUCUGAGCCAGUUCAGUGAUGAUAGAAUCCAUAAUAUGCUAACUAAACUUGGAUACAAUGAAGACCUAUAUUCUACAAAGUCAAGAGUAUUUACUUUGAGUUUCCACUGAGCCAAAAAGCUCAGAGUCAGAAUAGGAGAUGCAAUGAAGACAGACUUGAACGAGAGAGCAUGGGAUCUCAUGAUGGACAAACAUAACCAAGAAUUUGGGGCUACGAAAGCACUUUCAAACGCUCAUUGCAUUGUCUUUAGAAUCCAUCGUGAUCAAAGCCAUUCUGUUGAUUAUGCUGCUAUUAAUAAGACGGAUGAAUACAUAGAAAUUAAUUUUAAGCAAGAUCAAUCACAGAAUAUGAACUUCUCUCCGUCUAAAGGAUCGGUCAGAUCAGUGAUUCCCCCCAGAGGUCUUAUCUAUCUUGCCUCUGCAGUAGUCAAGCCUGGAUGUGGAAGCUACAAGUACUCAUAUUCAUUCAGAUCUGAUUAUUGUUAA